This is a messenger RNA of Cornus florida, 976 nucleotides long. Its product is annotated as photosystem I assembly protein Ycf4. NCBI's taxonomy places the organism in Eukaryota, Viridiplantae, Streptophyta, Magnoliopsida, Cornales, Cornaceae. Gene Ontology annotation, cellular component: thylakoid; membrane; photosystem I. The record is from RefSeq and is a predicted model, not a curated record. The transcript has a single exon. Gene Ontology annotation, biological process: photosynthesis. The coding region runs from base 262 to 816 and encodes 184 amino acids.
AUUCUAGCUAUUUUCAAAUAGAUCGGGAUCGGCGGAUAUCUGAAAUGGAAAGUCAAUCUAUCUAUAUGUGUGUUAAUAUCUCGAGUAGAAUCAUAUGAAGGGGAUGUUAUUUUUUUAUAUCUAACCAAUUUGAUGAAUUACUCCUAAAGGUUUACAUCAAAAUAGUGCUAGUUGAUGAGAGUUAUUUCGGAAACAAAAAGAGUAAAGUCAAAUUCAUUUGGGUUAUUCUCUCAAUUCCAAUAAAAUACAACCGGAUCAAGUAUGAGUUGGCGAUCAGAACGUAUAUGGAUAGAACUUAUAACGGGGUCUCGAAAAACAGGUAAUUUCUGCUGGGCCUUUAUCCUUUUUUUAGGUUCAUUAGGAUUCUUAUUGGUUGGAAUUUCCAGUUAUCUUGGUAGAAAUUUGAUAUCUUUAUUUCCGUCUCAGCAAAUCAUUUUUUUUCCACAAGGGCUCGUGAUGUCUUUUUAUGGGAUUGCGGGUCUCUUUAUUAGCUCCUAUUUGUGGUCCACAAUUUCGUGGAAUGUAGGUAGUGGUUAUGAUCGAUUUGAUAUAAAAGAAGGAAUAGUAUGUAUUUUUCGUUGGGGAUUUCCUGGAAAAAAUCGCCGCAUCUUCCUCCGAUUCCUUAUAAAAGAUAUUCAGUCCGUCAGAAUAGAAGUUAAAGAGGGUAUUUAUGCUCGUCGUGUCCUUUAUAUGGAAAUCAGAGGUCAGGGGGCUAUUCCCUUGACUCGUACUGAUGAGAAUUUGACUCCACGAGAAAUUGAACAAAAAGCUGCUGAAUUGGCUUAUUUCCUGCGUGUACCGAUUGAAGUCUUUUGAGAAAUGAAAACGGAAGAAUAAGAAUGAAUGCUUUCUCGGCAGGAGGGAAAAACUCAAGAAUUCGCUCUAUAACAUAACUUAACUGAAGUUUCUUCAGAACGCUCAUUCGAGCCAAAUCAAACGUAUACGGAACAACCAUAAAACAAACUUUUUUGUCCAC